Molecule: messenger RNA, 1245 nt
Organism: Penicillium robsamsonii
Lineage: Eukaryota; Fungi; Ascomycota; Eurotiomycetes; Eurotiales; Aspergillaceae
Exons: 3
Coding region: 1-1245 (414 amino acids)
Molecular function (GO): oxidoreductase activity
Source: RefSeq, a predicted model, not a curated record
AUGAAUUUCACCGACACUUGGUCACUACCUGUAGGGGGCAUACUCCCCUACACUGUCGGCCUCCUCGUCGCCUGGCCAGUAGUAACCAUAACCUUACGGUUCCAGCGCCUGCGCAACCUCUACAAGCAAUAUGACUACCCAACACGUGAAUCGAUGUCCAAAAUGACCGACGAAGAAGCCUUCCAAAUCCAAAAACAAGUCGCGCAACUAGAAUUCCCCUUCAUGUUCAUCAAGAGCUUACAAUUCGCCUUGUUCCGGACCUACGGCAUCCCCUCUAUAUCCACCCUCCUCGCAAAAACAAGCGAAUUCUCCGACCCGCAAACCUCCCUGAAGCGGUAUACAGAUACCAGCGUCCUCGUACAGGAAAUGGUUGGCAACAACCCAGCUUCCGAACGCUCAUACCUCGGUCUCGCCCGCACGCGCUACCUGCACAGUGGGUACAGGGCCUCCGGUAAAAUCCUCGAUGACGAUAUGCUGUUUACCCUAGCGCUGUUUGCGCUCGAGCCGAUUCGGUUCAUCAAUCGAUAUGAGUGGCGCCAGCUGAGUGAUCUAGAGCGCUGUGCUAUCGGGACUUUUUGGAAGAGUGCGGGUGAUGCCCUUGAUAUUAGCUACGAGAAGUUGCCGUCUGGUAAGACUGGGUUCCGGGAUGGGAUUCAGUGGCUCGAGGAGAUCGAUGCUUGGAGUGAGGAGUAUGAGGCGAAUUGCAUGGUACCCCAUGCUAAGAAUCGUGAGGUAGCGGAUGGGACUACUCCUGUGCUGCUUUACAUGCUGCCUACGAUGUUCCAUCCGUUUGGGUUGCAGUUUGUUUCGUUUAUGAUGGAUGAUAGGCUUAGGAAGGCGAUGCUUUACGACGCACCCCCCGCAUUCUCCGCAGCACUCUUCUCGGUGGUUCUCACGACCCGCAGGCUAUUCCUCCGCUACCUAUCUCUGCCACGACCGUACUUCAUGCGCUACGCCUCGUUCACCGAGGAGCCGGAUCAAAAUAACCGCUUCUUCCUCAAAAAGUGGGACGCCGCGCCGUAUUAUGUCAAGCCCACGUUUUGGAACCGUUGGGGCCCGACGGCAUGGUUGACUUGGGCUCUAGGGAAGCCUGUGCCUGGUGAGGAGGGGGAUAAGUAUUAUCCCACUGGAUAUAACAUUCCGGAUGUUGGACCGAAGUAUUUCGAGGGCAAAGGGAGGAAGCAGUUGGAUGAAACUCUGUUGGAGUUCAAGGGGUAUCGGACUGGGAAAUGUCCUUUUCAUUGA